Molecule: messenger RNA, 3086 nt
Organism: Poecilia latipinna (sailfin molly)
Lineage: Eukaryota; Metazoa; Chordata; Actinopteri; Cyprinodontiformes; Poeciliidae
Gene: stim1a
Product: stromal interaction molecule 1a
Exons: 13
Coding region: 192-2564 (790 amino acids)
Biological process (GO): store-operated calcium entry; activation of store-operated calcium channel activity; intracellular calcium ion homeostasis
Cellular component (GO): endoplasmic reticulum; plasma membrane
Molecular function (GO): protein binding; calcium ion binding; calcium channel regulator activity
Source: RefSeq, a predicted model, not a curated record
CUCCGCGGAGCAAGACGAGCUUGCUGCGGCUUUUUUGGUUCAGACUGUAGGCUCUCUGAAGACUGAGCUCAACCAGGAGGUGGAGUAGCGUUGCUUUUCUACUCCGCGGGACCAGACAUCAGCUGCAAUGUUGCUAUUGAGCUGAAAUAACACUAUCUGUUGACUGUACUGCAUGACAGCACUCAGCAAACAUGGAGCUUCACAAAUCCGUGACCUUUUGGAUAUUUUGUUUGUGCCUAAUUGGAGAGACUGCAUCUGAAAAACAAAGUUUAUUUUCACCAGACAGUCAAAAUGGUGAAAAUGGCCUGUCAGAUUUUUGUCGUAUUGAUGAACCACUAUGCAAAGACGACAAUGCCGUUCUCACCUAUGAGGCCAUCCGUAGUAUCCAUAAGCAGAUGGACGAUGAUGCAAACGGCAACGUAGAUGUAGUAGAGACUGAUGGCUUCCUUCGAGAAGAUCUUAACUACCACGACCCCAAAGCCAAGCAUAACAGUUUCCAUGGCGAUGACCAGUUUAUCAGUGUGGAAGACUUGUGGAACGCCUGGAAGGGUUCUGAAGUGUAUAAUUGGACAGUAGAUGAAGUGGUGGAAUGGCUCAUCACCUAUGUAGAAUUACCUCAGUAUGUGGAUGCAUUUCGCAAGCUGGCUUUCAAUGGAAGUGUUAUGCCAAGGCUGGCUGUGAAGAACACCACUCUGACAGUCUCCAUUCUGAAGAUUCUGGACCGCAGCCAUGUGCAGAAACUUCAGCUGAAAGCUUUGGACACGGUGCUUUUUGGACCACCCCUCAUGAAUCGACACAACCACCUGAAAGAUUUCAUGCUGGUGGUGUCGAUAGUGAUCGGAAUGGGCGGCUGCUGGUUUGCCUACAUCCAGAAUCGUUACUCAAAGGACCACAUGAAGAAAAUGAUGAAGGACUUGGAGGGUCUCCAGCGGGCUGAGCAGAGUUUGCAUGACCUACAGCAGAAGCUACAGAUUGCCCAGGAGGAGCAUCGGACAGUUGAAGUGGAGAAGGUGAACCUGGAGCAGAAGCUGAGAGACGAGAUAAACGCUGCAAAGCAAGAAGCUCAGCGACUGAGAGAGCUGCGAGAAGGCUCCGAGAACGAGCUGAGUCGGCAGAAGUAUGCAGAAGAAGAGCUGGAACAGGUGCGCAUGGCUCUAAAGAAAGCUGAGAAGGAACUGGAGUCUCGGAGCGGGUGGUCUCCUCCAGAACCUCUUCAGAAGUGGUUGCAGCUCACCCACGAGGUCGAGGUGCAGUACUACAACAUCAAGAAGCAAAAUGCCGAACGGCAGCUCCUGGUGGCCAAAGAAGGGGCAGAAAAGAUCAAGAAAAAGAGAAACACUCUCUUUGGGACAUUCCAUGUGGCUCACAGCUCCUCACUGGAUGAUGUGGACCAUAAAAUCUUGGCUGCAAAACAAGCGCUUGGUGAGGUAACCGCCGCUUUGAGGGAAAGGCUGCACCGCUGGGAGAAGAUUGAGAUCCUCACAGGUUUUACUAUCGUCAACAACCCGGGCCUUCCCUCACUGGUCUCCACCCUCAACCUCGACACCAGCUUCAUGGGCGGCAGGGCCACACCGCAGCACUUCGUCAUGUCUGACGACAUGGACGACUUGGACGAAGGCAUGAUGUCUGCUGGAAUCCUGCAAUCUCCCAGUAUGAUGUCCCUGCGCCAACGCCACAUUGACCCCCAGCUGGCUUUGGGUUCCCAGAGGUUGGUAGAGAGUUCCCUGCUUGCGGGGCAGCAGGGAGAGGGCAACCCUUACCCGUCUAAGCCUAAGCCUGCCUUCAGACAGUCUCGAAGUCAUUCGUUCGGGCAACUCGAAUGUCUUCCUCUGCAAACUCUCUCCUCAGCUGUGUCUCACCCGUCAGUCAUCUGCUCUUUCAACCCGAUCCCUCAGUCUGUGCCGUCCUUGUCCUCUUCCUCCUCCUGCUUGCCCAGCACCUUUGCUGGCGGUUUUGCCCUUCAUUCCUCCCAUGUACAUCAUGCUACUUUCCAGCCCAUGGACCCAAUUCCUGAUUAUAUCUCCAAAGUUCGCUCCUCAUGCAACGACAGUCUCGGGGAAUUGAACCGCUCCGACUCCGACUCCUCUUUGUCCCUCUCACAAGUUGGCGAUCGGCUCUCGGCCUACAGUUCCAAAAGCCACCCGAUUAAGCCCACCUCUCUGAUGUACGGCCUCUCCGGCCGGGCGGACGACACCAUCUCCCUGCACUCCAACGGAGGGAACCGGAUUUAUGACAGCAGCACCGCGGAGAACGUCUCCGGAAGCCCUAUCCUCAUGAAGGAGAUCCACCACAUGGAGAAGUCGCCCAGCCUGGGAGAGAUCAACAGCUUCUCUGAGUCUUCCCGAUCUUUCAGCCCCAACUCGACCGAGCCGGAUACGCCGUCUCCGACGGGUGGCCAGGCGGGAGCGGUGGCUGCGGGGGGUAAGGGCAGCACUCGCAUCCCACAGCUGUCCUCCAAGAAGAGUCCUCUGGAGGAGGACAGCUGCUCUACGGGAGAAGAUACAGAUUCUGCCGUCAUCCGCAAGAAACAUCCCUUCAAAAUCUUCAAGAAGCAGAAGAAAUGAGCAACAUGAACCAAAAGGCUGUCAAAGCUGCUUGACUGUAUUUCUCUAUUUGUCUUUCUUCUUCUUUUUUUUUCUUCUUCUUCUCCUUCUCCUUUUUCUUCUUCUUUUUGUAAUAUCUUGGGUUUAAUUACAGUCAAAAAGAUGGCACAAUUUGCCGAUGUUGCAUUUUACGUGUAUGUUCCGACGCCUGCAUUGGACUGUGUGAGCAACCCACCGUCUGGCUUCCACUGCUCAAUGGUCCAGCAUUUGAAGCGGAGCGCGGCGGGGUAGGUCUGUACAGUGGAAUGUAAAGUAUUAUUUAUUCCUGCAAGAAGUUUUUUUUUUUUUUUUCCCCCCCUCAUUCUACAAUCUGACAUUUUGCAUGUCUUCACUUUUGUUUGACUGAUAUGCUCUUAGUGUUUGCUUGGUUCGUGUUGUUAUCCAGCGUAGAAAACACUCGAUGUUACUUUAAUUACUACCUAGCUGUCUAACCUACGAAUUCAAAUGAAUGCACACUGUUUAUUGUGUUUCGUUCCUCUUUUU